AUGGAUGCCGAGACCCCUCCUUUCUUCUCCUCCUCCUCCUCCUCCUGGGACUGGAAGGUCGGCGGCAGCAGCGGGUCUCUGGAGCUGGGCCACAGCUCGCCCGCGCAAAGCUUGUCCCCGUCCCCGUCCUUUGACUCGUACGCCUCUUCGCCUUAUCCCCUGCUGGUGGACGUGCCCUGUGGCCCCGGCGGCGGGAACGAGGCGGGGAGCAGCCUGAGAGGGUACCCGCUCGGGGAGUUUCCCUCCGUCUAUCUCUCGCGGCCCGGGCAGGGCCAAGGUCACAAAGGGCCCAAAGGGCGGAUGUCGGUGCAGCGCAGGCGAAAGGCCAGCGAAAGGGAGAAGCUGCGGAUGAGGACGCUGGCGGAAGCCUUGCACACGCUGCGCAAUUACCUCCCGCCCAUGUACACGCAGCGGGGCCAGCCGCUCACCAAGAUACAGACGCUGAAAUACACCAUCAAGUACAUCGGCGAACUCACGGAUUUGCUGAACACCGUCAAGUAA
Molecule: messenger RNA, 501 nt
Organism: Pseudonaja textilis
Lineage: Eukaryota; Metazoa; Chordata; Lepidosauria; Squamata; Elapidae
Gene: MSGN1
Product: mesogenin 1
Biological process (GO): mesoderm formation; regulation of transcription by RNA polymerase II
Cellular component (GO): nucleus
Molecular function (GO): protein dimerization activity; RNA polymerase II cis-regulatory region sequence-specific DNA binding; DNA-binding transcription factor activity, RNA polymerase II-specific
Source: RefSeq, a predicted model, not a curated record